GAGGUUGGAGUUGAAAGGUUGUGAGAGCGGUGUUUCAGAGAGCACAGCACAGCUAUUAGCCGCCCAGCUCUCAGCAUCAGUUUAUCUUCUAGUGUGUAACCAGAUUCAGACAUGUCGGCGGAACCAGAUGACGAGAAGACGACCAUGCCCUGCAUUUUAAUAACCAGCUGCGACUCUGGGUUUAAAGAAGAGGAACUAGUCAGACAGAUCUUGGGUACGUCAUCAUUACCAGAACCCACGAAAAGAGAGGAUGUAGUAGUUUGGUAUCCGUGGACAAUCAACAACAAAUAUUAUACUGCUGAUGUUAGUCUCUGUGUGGUACCGAGUACCUUCAACAUGAACGCAGAGGUUGCCCAGUCUAUGCAAGCUUUCAUUGUCUACUUUGAUAGUAAAACUAAAGAUGGUCUUAAUGGUAUCAGUCCAUGGCUGUCUGUGGUAGAGGACCUUGCUCCAGAGGUGCUUAUUCUAGUGUGUGACCGUGUGUGUGAAACUGGUGUGGACAGACAUGAUGCUCAGCAGUGGUGCUUAUCUCAUGCAUUUGAACUAGUGGAGCUCAACCCUCAGGAACUUCCAGAUGAGGAUGAUGACUUUCCUGAGUCCACAGGAGUAAAGAGGAUUGUUCAAGCCCUCAAUGCUAAUGUGUGGUCCAGUGUAGAGAUGAAAGAUGAGCACAGUCAAGGAUUUGGCCUGAUGAGCAGUUUGGUGGCCUCUCGUCACAAUAAUCCACGCCCCAUGCCAGAGACGCAGGCACCAUCAAACACAACAGAUGAGAACACAGAAGGCCAGAAGACAGAAAGCUGUCACCAAAGUGAAAGUGUAGUGGACUCAAUAGUGGACCCUAUGACUGACAUGGACAUUCAGGAGCUAGCCAACCUCACAGCUGGAGAUGCAGAUGUAGAGAAUUUUGAGAGGCUCUUCACCAAACUAAAGGAAAUGAAAGAUAAAGCUUCUUCAUUACCACAUGAGCAAAGGAAGGUGCAUGCAGAGAAGGUUGCCAAAGCAUUUUGGAUGGCAAUUGGUGGAGACCAGGACGAAAUUGAUGGUUUGUCUUCAGGGGAGGAGAGCUAAAGCUUGAACCUCCUCCCUCCCAGAUCCCAGUCUCUCCUCACACCAACUACCCAACUGUGUUGAGGGCAGGCUCACCUACCCAGCCUCAGGACCUAGUCUGUGGAAAUCAACAACACAUGAGGACAAGGGGAGGUGAUGGAGACAGAGAGGUUUAUCAAGACACUUGUUAUUUUCCUCUCAAAGCCCCCCUCAAAAACCUCAGUAACCCAGUGCAGAGCCAGUGUGUGCUGCUGCCUGUUAAACACUAUAGUCUAAGAUGGAAGAAAGAGGGUGUGAUGGGCAAGAGAUCAUUAAACACCUCCUUCGUAGAUUUACAGGUUCAUGCUUGGGACUCUCAUGGUUUGUAUAAAGUGAGCUGAUUAUUCUGAAACAGGUGGCAUUCUAUGGUUUGUUUAUUUGUUUCUGGAGUGCCCAUCAUUUUGUACAGGAUGUAAAAGGUUCUAAGUAUAAAUAGAAGUGGUUAUCUUUGUGACCACUUAAAUAAUGUAAAUUAUGCUUUAAUUUUAUCAAUCAUGUCCAUCAAGUCUUUAUUAAAUCUUGAACAUUAUCAAA
This is a messenger RNA of Astyanax mexicanus (Mexican tetra), 1620 nucleotides long. RefSeq names its product alpha and gamma adaptin binding protein (gene aagab). The record is from RefSeq and is a predicted model, not a curated record. Bases 112 to 1068 code for a protein of 318 amino acids. Lineage: Eukaryota; Metazoa; Chordata; Actinopteri; Characiformes; Acestrorhamphidae. The transcript is spliced from 10 exons.